Molecule: messenger RNA, 3156 nt
Organism: Salmo salar (Atlantic salmon)
Lineage: Eukaryota; Metazoa; Chordata; Actinopteri; Salmoniformes; Salmonidae
Gene: ahr1
Product: aryl hydrocarbon receptor 1 alpha
Biological process (GO): regulation of transcription by RNA polymerase II; response to xenobiotic stimulus; xenobiotic metabolic process
Cellular component (GO): aryl hydrocarbon receptor complex; nucleus
Molecular function (GO): protein dimerization activity; nuclear receptor activity; transcription cis-regulatory region binding
Source: RefSeq, marked provisional
CUCGGUCUUCACUUAACAUAGAAUAAUUCGGCUAUACCGGCAGGCUACUAGUAAAGCCUCAACCAUGUAUGCUGGACGGAAAAGAAGAAAACCGGUGCAAAGAGGCAUCGAAGUGAAAGACCAAAAAGAGAAACAGACAGCUUCAUCUGAAGGGACCAAGUCUAACCCAUCAAAGCGCCACCGGGAUCGUCUGAACUCUGAGUUAGACCGUCUGGCCAGUCUACUGCCCUUCCCAGAAGAGGUCACCUCCAGCUUGGAUAAACUCUCUAUCUUACGGCUCAGCGUGAGCUACCUGAGGACCAAGAACUUCUUCUCAGUUGCCCUGAAGACCCACGCUUGCAAGGGUUUGAAGGCCAACGGUGGUAACCAUGACAACAGCAAGACAACGGGAUUGGUGGAUGGCUGGAUGCCCGAGGGUGAACUCCUAUUGCAGGCCCUUAAUGGUUUUGUCCUGGUCAUCACUGCAGAGGGGAUCAUAUUCUACUCCUCUCACACCAUUCAGGAUUACCUGGGAUUCCACCAAACGGAUGUGAUGCACCAGAGUGUGUUUGAUCUGAUCCACACUGAGGACCAGCAGGAGUUUAGGAGGAACCUCCACUGGGCUCUCAACCCCCCGGUCGUGCCCCAGCAGGUGGAGUCACCCCCAGAUGGAAAGCCAGUCCCCAGCUCAUCCCUGGUGACCUAUAACCCCGAUCAGCUGCCUCCGGAGAACUCCUCCUUCCUGGAGAGGAACUUCGUCUGUCGCUUCCGCUGUCUCCUCGACAACUCCUCUGGCUUCCUGGCCCUGACCCUCCAGGGCCGUCUGAAGUUCCUGCAUGGCCAGAACUGCCAUCUGGAUGACGGCUGCAACGUGCCCCCCCAGCUGGCCCUGUUUGCCAUCGCUACCCCCCUCCAGCCUCCAUCCAUCCUGGAGAUCAGGACCAAGAACAUGAUCUUCAGGACCAAACACAAGCUGGACUUCACCCCCAUGGCCUGCGACGCCAAGGGGAAGAUCGUGCUGGGCUACACUGAGGCUGAGCUCCGGGUUCGAGGCUCUGGAUACCAGUUUAUCCAUGCAGCUGAUAUGCUCUACUGUGCUGAGAACCACGUCCGCAUGAUCAAGACAGGAGAGAGCGGGCUGACGGUGUUCAGACUGCUCACUAAGGAUAACCGCUGGAGGUGGGUCCAAGCCAACGCCAGACUGGUCUACAAGAACGGCAAGCCUGACUACAUUAUCGCCACCCAGAGGCCCCUGGUGGAAGAGGAGGGAGGAGAGCACCUGAGGAAGCGUUCCAUGCACCUCCCCUUCACCUUCGCCACGGGCGAGGCCCUUCUCUACCAGAGUAGCUACCCCAUCCACGGCCUCACCGACUCACUCCAGACUAAAGGCAAGACCAAGUCCAAGAAGGGCAAGCUGGACAAGAACUUGUCGAAGGAUCACGGUGGACUGGACCCCAGCUCCCUGCUUGGGGCAUUGAUGAGGCAGGAUGAGUCCGUGUACGUGUGCCAACCAGCCGUCGAGCCCAAGAUGUCCUUCCACAGUAGUCUGUUUAGUGAGCGAUGCGAGGGGGAAGGGCAGAGCAGUGGAGGCUAUAGCGGUGGCCCUCUGGGUGGGGGUGUGGGAAAGAGCUGGAGCGCCUUGCCAAACGGUGUCACCACCACCUCUACUGGCCCCAACGGGGAGCCUCCAUCCAGCUUCGACCCACUGCUCGCCACCCUGGACUCACUAUCUCUGGAGGGGGACGAGACAUGCUCUAACAGCGAGCUGUUCUCUGCUCUGGAGAACCUGGGUCUGAACGCAGAGGAUCUGGAGCUACUGCUGCUGGAUGAGAGGAUGAUCAGAGUGGAGAUGGAUCCAGACUACAUCCCCUCGCUCAACGACCUGCUCACCAACAACGAGAUCCUCUCCUACAUCCAAGACUCGCUGGAGAACAAGACCGAGGAGGACCAGGGUCGGGACAGUCACGUGUCCAUACCACCAACCACAACCCAUCCCCCUGGCCCUAUCCUUAAUUCUACCCUUAUCCCUAACUCUUAUAACCAAGCCACCCCCAUUAUACAUAUCUCUACCCUCCACCCCCAGGCUACUAACCCUCCUGUCCCCCAACCCACAUUACCCCCUCACAGACUACCAAAGCAGCCACCCAUAUUGCAGCUCUCCCAGCAGAUGCAGCAGCACCUCAACUUAGUAAAGCCCGUUCUGGCAAAAUACCCCUGGCCCCCGACACAAACGGACGUCCCCACGCCAAGCCAGCCAGACACACUGCAGCACACAAACUCACUAAGCGUGGUCCAUAAUGGUCACUGGCUUCCCCAGCAGCAGCAUAUGCAUGCAGGGCUGGACGACCACUGCCACAGCAUUCACCCCCUGGUCAACGGUAAGACAUCCCAGCUGGGGCCUCAAGGGGCCGGGCAGCUCAAACACCACCAGCACCAGAACAUCAUCCAUCUUCAGAGCCAGUGGCAGCAGCAGAACCAGCACCUACAGGUCCAGCUUCAGUCUCAGUGCCAUUUCAGACAGCAGAAGGCUACUAGCAACAGCAGUGUCACUCUCAAUGGCGUGCACCCUGAUCCCGAUUGGCAGAGGUACGGCUACGACGACCAGUUGGGACUGACAGCUAAUGGAGCUAACGGAGCCUGCACCGUCUCCUAUACCAACGGGCGCGCGGACACCCUCUCACACGCUACAGGAGGUGAGGUCACUCGCGCGGAUUACGGUAUGGGUGCUUCGACUACCGUGGACAUGGUCAUGAACUGGGGUACGGUAGGGGGCACAGGUCACUACCAAGGACAAGGAGGGGUGACUGCUACCCCUUCAGACCAUCUGGAGCAUCACAAACAACAUUAUCCACAGGUCCCAUCCACCUACUUUCACCGCCAGUACCCCACCACACAGAACUCCUUAGAUUACAUCCUGGGGCUAUCACAGCCUCACCACACCACGCCUUCUCUGGACGCCUACGGCAUUUUGAAUAGCCCCGCUUCCCAAGAUGCCACUAACUGCAAGAUGGAGAGCGGCUGCAUCCUCAACGACACCAACGUGGCUUACACAGGGAGCUGUCUACUGCCCAAUGUGAACGGCCAGACAGCCAGCGACAGUCUCCACCCCCAGCUUGACGCCCUACAGACCCUGCCCACCCUCCCAGACCCACAGACUACAGGCUUCUACCUCUGAGA